Molecule: messenger RNA, 3065 nt
Organism: Pongo pygmaeus (Bornean orangutan)
Lineage: Eukaryota; Metazoa; Chordata; Mammalia; Primates; Hominidae
Gene: SH2D1B
Product: SH2 domain containing 1B
Exons: 4
Coding region: 123-521 (132 amino acids)
Biological process (GO): regulation of immune response; regulation of signal transduction
Source: RefSeq, a predicted model, not a curated record
CUAGAGGAAGAGGUAUUUCCACAGGAGGUACAGCUGCUUGCACAUCUCUCCUCAGAGCUGUCCCUUGACUUGGGGGUGAAUUUCAGGCCAACGGGGCUGCCUGGGAUACAAAAGUGUUCUCCAUGGAUCUGCCUUACUACCACGGACGUCUGACCAAGCAAGACUGUGAGACCUUGCUGCUCAAGGAAGGGGUGGAUGGCAACUUUCUGUUAAGAGACAGCGAGUCGAUACCAGGAGUCCUGUGCCUCUGUGUCUCGUUUAAAAAUACUGUCUACACAUACCGAAUCUUCAGAGAGAAACGUGGGUAUUACAGGAUACAGACUGCAGAAGGUUCUCCAAAACAGGUCUUUUCAAGCCUAAAGGAACUGAUCUCCAAAUUUGAAAAACCAAAUCAGGGGAUGGUGGUUCACCUUUUAAAGCCAAUAAAGAGAACCAGCCCCAGCUUGAGAUGGAGAGGAUCGAAAUUAGAGUUGGAAACAUUUAUGAACAGUAACAGCGAUUAUGUGGAUGUCUUGCCUUGAAGAUAAGGCUGCCGGACAAAGCAAGUUGAAGAGAUGAGUAACAGUUCUCAUUGAUGACCCACUUCUGCAGGCAUAGGUCCAGAGCACCAAACUCUAGCGGACAAUUCAGACUCUCCUGGUUGUGUAACUGAAGAUGUUCUGCCCACCAGCACCAGAGGUCACUCUCCACAUCCCCACCUCCCAGACAUAUACCAGGAGCAAUUUCAAAGCCCUCUCCAGUUUCACUCUUCUUUCUUGGAAUGGGACAGCCUGAACCUUUUCCCCUUGACUUAUUAAAGGUACCGCCCUACAUCAUGGUUGACACCCUCCUUUGGACCAUGCAGUCAGAAGGGCAGCUUCAUACAGACGAGGGGCACACUUGUCUGUGAGUUUGAAGCCCUGAGUUCCAGUCUUGUGGCUGUGUGACUUUGAACACAUUUCUUCCCAUCUCCAGGUCUUAGUUUCCUUGUCUAUGUGGUUGGGUGGGAUGAUAGACAUUGCCCCAGUCUCUCUGUUGAGCCUGCUUGUGUCAGGUGAAGGUGAGGGAUCGGGAGUGAUGGAGAUGCAUACAGAUCAAUACCUUCUCUGUACCUGCUGGACCCCCAUGUGUACCCUUCUCCCUCCAGCCUGGGCUACUCUCCUCCUGGUUCUUUCUAAUCUUAAACUUCCUGGGGAGCAUUGCCCCAGCCACACUUUCUCCCUGGUUUUGCUUAAUUCCACUUAUGCAUCAGCCAUUUCAACAGCAUGAAUGUGGUUCUGUACAGUGAUGUAUGAGGAGAUUUCUAAAAUAUUCUAUGUGUGAUUUCUGUUCCCAACUAGGUUCCAAGUGCCAUCAAAGCAUGGUUGGGUCUCCCUUGUAUCUUCCACAGUGUGUAGAAAUUUGUGCUGCCCAGAGCUGUGCCUAGUUCAUAGAAAUUGACUGGGAGCACAUUGCUGAGGGAGGUUUGUUGAAUUGGUUUUUAAGGUUUAUUGAAAUUGAUUUGCUGAAUUUUUCUGCUAGUUCAAAAUGUGAAUUAGGACCUGGUUAGUUUGAAAUAUACCAAAUUCUAUGCCCUUUUUCUUACCUAUCAUCAAAUUGUGGUAAUUUAUUUCACCCCACUGGACUUAUCUUCAGAGUUUUAACAGAGAGGAGCUCUCGACUUAGAGGUAAUAUGAACAGAUGAACAGACACUGUGGCUGGAGCCCCAAAGUGUGGACCUUUGUGAGAUUUGGGGUCACAGCAACUUAUGGCUACUACUCCCUGUGUCUGGUAGGUAGGACAAAUGUCCUCUUUUACUUUUCAAAACUGACUUAGGUAUUCAUGGACCUUGAUUCUUCCAUAUACAUUUUAUAAUAAAUAUGUGAAAGUGCUUAAAACCUCUUUUGGGAAUUUUUAAUGAACUUGCAACAAAUUUGUAAAUAGGAGAUAACUAACCUUCUUAUGAUGUUUUCCCAUGCGUAAACAUGCCACAUCCAUGUUCUCAGGUCAUCUUUUUUGCCCUUUCAUGGAGUCAUAAAUUUUCACAACCGAAGUCUUGUAUAUUCUGUUAGAUUAAUUCCUAUUUCUAGUUGCUGUAAAUGAUAUCUUAUGUUUUAUUACAUUUCUAAUAGGCUAUGGUGUUGGUGAAAUGUUAACCCUCUCAUUAGAUCUACUAGUUUACCUGUUGAUUCUAUUGUGUUUUCUAUGUAAAUGAUUUUGUCAGCUAUAAAUAAUAACAUUUUAUUCUCUUUCGUUGCAAUACCUAUACCUAUGCUCAUUUAUUUUUUAUGUUUACCCAUUGGUUAGGGCCUCCUGUAUACAUUAAACAGUUCAUAGUCAUGAUAGUGAGUAUUCUUAUACUGUUCCCAGUAUUACAGGGAAUGCUUAGAAAUUUUCUCUAUUUAAACAUUAUGUUUGUUGUAGCCUUGUUAAAGGCUGUUUUAUAAUUUUUACUUGAAAUAUUUUGACAUUUAUUGUGAUUUUUUUCUAUCUCUGAUCUAUUGAGAUAGUCACAUUCCUUUUGUCUUCACUCCAUUACAAAGGUAACUUACCUUAAUAAAAUUGUUGAUAUCAUUUCAUCCUUGCAUUGCUUCACUUGAUCAUAUUUUAUUAUUUUUCAUAAACUGUGGAAUUUGGUAAGUUAAUAUUUCAUUUAAGAUUUUUGCAUUAAAACUCAUAAACCAAAUAGGACUAUAAUUUACUGAAUCAUGGUUAUACUGUUCAUAUAAAGCAAAGCAAAGUCUUUUUCCUUUUACCAUUUUCUGCAACAACUUCUUAAGGUAAAGAUUAUUUGUUCUGGGCUGGGUGUGUUGGCUCACACCUGUAAUCCAAGCACUUUGGGAGGCCGAGGUUGGGGGAUCACUUGAGGUCAGGAGCUCAAGAUCAACCUGGCCAACAUGGUGAAACCCCAUCUCUACAAAAAUACAAAAAUGUAGCCAGGUGUGGUGGCACAUGCCUGUUUUCCCAGCUACUCAGGAGGUGAGGUGGGAGAACUGCUUGAGCCCGGGAGGUGGAGGUUGCAGUGAGCCAAGAUCGUGUCAGGGCCCUCCAGCCUGGGUGACAGAGUGAGACCCUAUCUCAAAAAAUAUAUAUGUAGUAAAUAAAUA